CACACGAGUGCCGUUAUCCGUGACACUCGAUGUUCGGACGCAUCCGUGUCCGUGCUGAUAUCGAGAGAUUCAUCUUGGGUUCAUCAUCAGUCUGGCUUCGAUUUCUGGUCGAUUUCUUCUAACCCUUCGAAUACCCCCUACUUCCCGCACUUUACCCUGUUAUCUAAGGUCCAUGUCUGCGAAUGAGGCCCGUCCCCUUAAGAGACAGAAAGCAAAUGCGAAAGUUCCACUGAUAGGUACUCAUAAUGGAACUUUCCAUUGCGACGAAGCCCUGGCAGUUUUCUUACUGCGGCAGCUUUCUGCCUAUAAGAACUCAAACUUGCUUCGAUCACGCGAUCCGGCUAAGCUGGAAGAAUGCGACAUCGUCGUGGAUGUAGGUGCAGUCUACGAUCCAGAAAGGUUUCGAUUCGACCAUCAUCAACGAGAGUUCUCUGAAAACUUUGGAUAUGGUUUUGUGACGAAGUUGUCAUCGGCGGGCUUGAUAUACAAGCAUUUCGGGAAACAGAUAAUUGCUGAGCGGUUCAGCUACAGUGUCCAAGAUCCGAUUGUGGAGGUGUUAUAUUUAAAAUUGUACAAGGACUUCAUCGAGGCAAUUGAUGGGGUUGACAAUGGCGUUAAUCAAUAUCCGACAGAUGUCAAGCCCUUGUACAAGAAUAAUACGGACUUGUCCCGUCGCGUAGGGUAUUUGAAUCCUGCUUGGAACGAGAAAGUAGAUGUGGAAGGUGUUGACACGAGAUUCGAAAAGGCUUCGCUGUUGACCGGGACGGAGUUUCUGGACCGCUUGGAUUACUAUGCAAAGGCAUGGUCACCAGCCCGAAAGCUCGUUGAAGAAGCCUUCUCCGGGAGGACAGAAAUCCACGCAAGUGGGAAAAUUAUCCUCUUUGAGCAGUUUGCUCCGUGGAAGGAGCACCUCUUUGACCUUGAAGAAGAUCAAUCCCUUUCACCUGCGGAUAAGCCGUACUAUGUAAUCUAUCCGGAUGAAAUUGCAGGAAGCUGGAGGGUUCAAGCUGUGCCUGUGGCCCCUGGGAGCUUCGAUAGCAGAAAGGCUCUACCAGAGAAAUGGCGCGGACUACGGGACGAGAAGCUAUCUGAGGUGACUGGGAUUCGGGGAUGCCUUUUCGUCCACGCGUCAGGCUUCAUCGGUGGAAACCGAACAAAGGAGGGUGCAAUUGAGCUCGCUAUCAAGGCUUUGACUGCGACGUGAACCACUGAGUCACAUAACUUUGGAUAUUUCGCCAACUAUACCUUGCCAAGCCAGUAUGAAGAGGUCGAGUAGUACCAAGCAGUAGGAACAUCUCAGGUGAAGCCAGGAAUAUAUAUUUUGGUGCACCUUUUGGAACUGCGAAAGGGGCGAUCUACAAUUUGAAGGAAACAUAGUCUAGUAGAUCAAAGAAGACAUGUCAGCGCGAAUACGAUUGUAGUCGAGCAAGCCCUCAAUACGACCAAGUGCUGCGAUGGCAAUCUAUGAUUUAGUCCGUCAGGGCUUGGGUCUACGGGAAAUAGAGCAGCUAUGAUUCGCUUACAUCGUUGUCCCAGAUAUACUUCUGGGCAACACGCUUUAUGUCCUCGGUGGUGACGCCGUUAACCUCAUUUUCGAUCUGCUUGGGCGUAUACCGUCUGCCACUUGUCACAAGCUGUCUUCCGAUAUCUUCCGC
Cantharellus anzutake is the source of this 1655-nucleotide messenger RNA. RefSeq names its product metal-dependent protein hydrolase. Gene Ontology annotation, cellular component: nucleus; cytoplasm. The coding region runs from base 173 to 1204 and encodes 343 amino acids. The transcript is spliced from 8 exons. Lineage: Eukaryota; Fungi; Basidiomycota; Agaricomycetes; Cantharellales; Hydnaceae. The record is from RefSeq and is a predicted model, not a curated record.